Messenger RNA from Peronospora matthiolae, 633 nucleotides. NCBI's taxonomy places the organism in Eukaryota, Oomycota, Peronosporomycetes, Peronosporales, Peronosporaceae. The record is from the annotation of a GenBank genome assembly.
AUGCGAUGCGCGAGCAAGGCCGCCGAGAGCGCGUCCGCACGUCUCUGUGCGGACGCCGAAGCAGAAACCACAGCAACUGAUGUCUCAUCGGUUGCUGAAGCGACCCAGCCUGUGUCACUUGGUGAUGCAGGCGCUGGUCAUGAAGACACUCAUGUCUUCACAGAGUAUGAGCUCGGUGUCUCAUACUCUCCUGAUACGGAAGACGAAUCCGUAUCGACGGCUAUCGAAUCCAAGCCGCCUGCCAAGCGUGGAAUGGAUGAUGCUUUGCGUCGUAGCAUUUUUGGUUCAUCUGAUGAUUCAGAUGAACCAUCGCCGAAGCGAAGGCGCUCGAGGUCGCGAGACUCGGGCGCUAAUAGUGGUGUCGGUUCUCCUAUGGACACCACUUUACAGCGAGGUGCCAGUACUUCUGUCGGCACGUCGCCGGAAGAGCGGGACCGCAAUGUUUUGCGUCUCGCUCCCGAGAAGAAGGCAUGGAUGCCUCCCAAAUCCGUCAUGGAUCACUUGUCGGCGACGACGAGUGAUCGUUAUCGAACACGAUUGUUCGAUUCGUCAAGGAUCCAUCACCUUGACCCCAGCGCGAAAAACUAUCGCGCUGAACAUGAAUUCUUCAUCGAUGCUUUCUUCAGACAUUGA